AUGCUUCUGCCCAACUGUUACUACUCUCAGCUAUUUGUUGACCGCAUGUACGCAGAUGCAAAUAGUGCCAUCGCGUCAACCCGUGGCUUUGACCUUGCUGAAAUAAUGCUGCAUAGCCUCCUUCAAGAUGAUCCUGGUCAACUAAGUGUAGAGCCUCUGCGUGCUAGUUCGGAUGUUGGCUGCGGAAGAGAGGCCUUGGAAUCCCCCCCUUUCCUGGAUCCAUCUCAGACAAUCAGCCAUAAUUCACUCUUUUCCACGCCUUCACAAGUUGCUUGCAACUACAAAAAAACACCCCUGACACCCAUAGAUCUUCUGUCUUCUUUGGCCUCCCGUCUCACGUCCGAGGCACUGCUGCUCAACUUCGAUCAUUUCACCUUGCACAAACGAUACUCGUUAUUCCUAGAUGCUGUGGAAGCAGAGUUCAGAGAUGAAAUCAUUGAGUAUGAGAAAAUUAAUGGCAGGGACGAAGGAAAGUGUGAAACCCUUUUCAGAUAUAUGUUCUUUGAGAUUCAUUUGUCAGCUCCCUCUGGCCAUGAGCAUUUGACUCUAGUAGCGAGGAGGAUGGCCACUGGUAUAAAACCUUUUAUCGAGAAGGAAGGCGAUGUCGAGAUCGGGAAACUCCGCAAACUCCAGAAAACUCCUGGUACAAAGGAGGAGCGAGAGAAAUGUCAAGAGCUCCUCUCCUCUGCCAGAGAGGCUCGCUUAAUGUGGGGGCGGCCGCUUCAUACUUCAGCCUUAGAUUUAAAUUUCUUCGCCAACCUCUCUUUCCCCUUUGCCAACAUCCCAAAUCUAAAUCUCAAUCUCAAGCAUUGGGACACUCAAGUCUGGCCCUCAGUCUGCUUCCCAGAUGUAGUUGUCCGUAACCUGCUCAACGUCUUUAUUGCCUCGUCAAUCCCCAAGACGAUCACGUGA
Molecule: messenger RNA, 912 nt
Organism: Mollisia scopiformis
Lineage: Eukaryota; Fungi; Ascomycota; Leotiomycetes; Helotiales; Mollisiaceae
Exons: 2
Coding region: 1-912 (303 amino acids)
Source: RefSeq, a predicted model, not a curated record